UACUGGUCUAAUUGUUUUAUUGCUAUAAAAUAAGUCAUAAAAGUUCACGAUUUCUCUGUUUUGGAGAGGAUCUGACGAAGAUGGCUGUCUUGUCUUUGGAAUCUCUGCCGUUAGGAUUCCGUUUCCGUCCCACAGACGAAGAACUUGUGAAUCACUAUUUACGUCUGAAGAUCAACGGCAAGGGUUCUGAUGUUGAAGUGAUUCCUGAAAUCGAUGUUUGUAAGUGGGAACCUUGGGAUUUGCCUGAUUUAUCGGUUAUUAAGACGGAUGAUCCUGAGUGGUUCUUCUUCUCUCCUCGUGAUAGAAAGUAUCCCAACGGUAGUCGUUCCAACAGAGCGACUGAAGCCGGCUACUGGAAAGCUACUGGUAAGGAUCGCAACAUCAAGUCUCGCAUGAACUUGAUCGGUACGAAAAAAACAUUGGUUUUCUACAGAGGCCGUGCGCCUAAAGGCGAGAGGACUAACUGGAUAAUGCAUGAGUAUCGGGCGACUGAGAAGGACCUCGAUGGCACAAACGCUGGCCAGGGCGUAUUUGUCCUCUAUCGUCUAUUCAGGAAGCCAGAUGAUAGGAUUGAAAAUUCAAACUGCCAUGAAAUUGAACCUGCUGGUUUGUCUCCCGCCACAACCAAGUCUUCUCCUGAUGAUGCACCAUCUACACUAGCAUUGGUUCAAGCGACUCCAGAGUCAGAUAUGCAAGUUACAAAACAACCGGCAGGUAUUGAGAGGUGGCUGGCUGACAAGUCUGACAACAUAAGUGAUGCUUUGGUACCUGCAGGGAGCAACUGCACUAGCAAUGUGGCUUCGGAUUUGGAAGAUCAUGAUCAAGAUGUUACUGCGGCAGAGGUGGACCCACAGCUUGAAGAGGAUUUGGGGUUGUUUUAUGAACCAACAAUUGAGCCAUUAUUAGAUUGCAAGGUUUUCUCCCCAUUGCAGUCAGAGAUGUGCACUGGCCUAGGACUUCCCUACAUGAAUUUUCCCUUUGCUGAUGACUUUGGCAAGAACCAUAAUGGUCUGGGUUUUCAAGAUGGCACAAGUGAGCAGGAUGUCUCUAUCUCAGAAUUCUUGGAUGCCGUCAUCAAUAACCAAGAUGAAUAUUCCUGUGAAGAGUCUACCAGCCUGAAGAAUUCGGCUUCUAAGAAUUGUAUGGUCGUCUCAGCUUGUGGAUGGCAAUCUGCCUUUGGCAAGGACAGUGGAUCAAACAGUGAUGCAGACACUGAAGUGGCCCAAUUCCAGUAUGAUCGACAGAUGGAAUCUUUGAGGUGGUUCGAUGAGAAUUUGGAUACAGAGGAUUUGCCUAUUGAUCAAGAAUCUUUUGGAGGAGCAGCUGUUUUUAAUGGUAGUAGUGUGUAUGGAAUGGUAAAUAAGGGUUUCCUCCAGGAUGACUCUCUUGUGCUUUCUAACUCUGCUGUGCACUCCCGUCACAAUUCGUUCAAUAUCAUGGACAAGGCGACCAGCCAUAAGAAUCCUGUUAAAAAUGGUGGCGGUUCUAUUGGGACUGGAAUCAAGUUAAGGUCCCGUCAAACACAAUAUCAAUCAGGUCCCCAGAACUUUUUAGCACAGGGCACUGCUCCCAGGAGAAUCCAUUUACAGAAUGAGCUUUCCCACAAAGUGGCAUCUUGCGGUAAGCUGAGGGGAUCAAGUUGUAGCAUGGCGGAACAUGAAGUUAAGCCAAAAGUUAUUGAGGCUGGUGAUGUUGUGAAACCUUCUACAAACGAUGAGCCGAAGGGAGGAAAAAUAUUGUAUCAUUCUAGCAUUGUCAGAGAAAUUAGUGGAAAGCUCAGGUUGAGGUCAGGAGGCGACACUGUAAAGGUUGGUGAUCAACGGGGGAUUCGUCGAGUGUUUCACAGCUCGAAUUCAUCAGGUGUUUAUAUUGUUUGUGUUGUUGUACUUAUAUUCCUUGUCGUUGUCUGUAUUUCGGUAAGGGGAUGGCUAAUAUCUUAAAUUCUUGAUGUUGCAUAGAGAAUGUACUCCAUAUACUCGGCUUCUGUUUAUUCUUGAUGUUAUUUGGGAGUAGGAAUAGGUUCCUUUUCUGUACAUGCAUGUAAACAACUCUGUUGAUAU
Messenger RNA from Telopea speciosissima, 2060 nucleotides. RefSeq names its product protein NTM1-like 9. Gene Ontology annotation, molecular function: DNA binding. Lineage: Eukaryota; Viridiplantae; Streptophyta; Magnoliopsida; Proteales; Proteaceae. The record is from RefSeq and is a predicted model, not a curated record. Gene Ontology annotation, biological process: regulation of DNA-templated transcription. The coding region runs from base 81 to 1940 and encodes 619 amino acids. The transcript has 6 exons.